AUGGAACUAGAUAGAUUUUCUCAACUGAAACGUGCUAUACGGUCCAUUGCCUACGUGUACCGAUUCAUAAACAACAUCAAGAAGAAGCUAGCAAGACAGGAGCUUUUCGUAGGUCCAUUAUCCUCAGAAGAGCUACGAAAGGGAGAAAGUCUACUAAUCCGCGAGACACAGUGGCAAUGCUUCCCAGAUGAGAUGGUGAUCUUGAAAAGCAACCAGACGAAACCUCCAAAUGAGCGAAUCUAUGUGGGAAAAAGCAGCGCUCUCUAUCAGCUAAGUCCAAUAUUAGACGAACAAGGCAUCAUUCGAAUGGAUAGUAGAAUAGCGGAGGCUCCAAAUGUCGGAAAGGAGAUGAAGUUUCCAGUAAUCCUUCCUAGGAGUCACAAGUUCACUACCUUGCUGCUGGAAUAUUAUCACCGUAAGUACCGACACGGUAACACCGAAACUGUCGUGAACGAAGUUCGUCAGCUGUAUUAUGUUCCGAGACUUAGAAGGGCGAUUAACAGCGUGGCCAAAGCGUGCCAGUGGUGUCGCGUGUACAAGAGCCUACCGCAGAUUCCCCGCAUGGCGCCGCUCCCGUUAGCCAGGAUGGCGUCAUUCGCCAGACCCUUUACGUAUACUGGCCUGGACUUUUUUGGACCGUUGACGGUGAAGGUAGGUAGAAGCAGCGCUAAACGCUGGAUAGCCGUUUUCACGUGUUUGACAAUACGGGCAGUGCACAUCGAGGUGGCUCAUAAUCUCACUACGGACUCGUGCGUCAAAUGUAUUCGACGCUUCAUCUGCCGCCGAGGUGCACCUGCCGAGAUCUAUUCAGACAACGGCACGAAUUUUGUGGGAGCCGCUAGACUACUGAAGGAGCAAAUUGAGGACCUGGCCGUAACUUUCACUGGGACCACUACCAAUUGGGUAUUCAAUCCGCCUGGAACUCCGCACAUGGGUGGAGCCUGGGAGCGGAUGGUCCGCUCUAUCAAAGUGGCGGUGGAGACGUCAUACAACAACCAUCGCAAGCUGGAUGACGAAGCGUUGAUUACAUUCAUGGUGGAAGCCGAAGCUAUCGUUAAUACACGACCACUAACGUAUUUGCCACUAACGUCGGACGAGAGCGAGGCACUCACACCGAACCAUUUCUUGCUGGGAAACUCGUGUGCCGUUCGGCAACCAGUGGUCGAGGCAACCGAUGCAGCGCAAGGUAUACGGUCGUCAUGGCAUCAAGUACAGCAUCAGCUGGAUGUGUUUUGA
Armigeres subalbatus is the source of this 1236-nucleotide messenger RNA. RefSeq lists its product as uncharacterized. Bases 1 to 1236 code for a protein of 411 amino acids. The transcript has a single exon. Gene Ontology annotation, biological process: DNA integration. The record is from RefSeq and is a predicted model, not a curated record. NCBI's taxonomy places the organism in Eukaryota, Metazoa, Arthropoda, Insecta, Diptera, Culicidae. Gene Ontology annotation, molecular function: nucleic acid binding.